Molecule: messenger RNA, 3568 nt
Organism: Fopius arisanus
Lineage: Eukaryota; Metazoa; Arthropoda; Insecta; Hymenoptera; Braconidae
Exons: 10
Coding region: 267-2885 (872 amino acids)
Source: RefSeq, a predicted model, not a curated record
AGCUCGAAACCAUCCAACGCCUGGAAUAUGACUUCCUGCCUCAAAUCCACGGGCUUCAGUACUCCAUCAACGCUCCUUUAACAAUCACUUGCCGUUUCAAAUUCUACAUCAGAGAUCAAUCUUUACAGCAUCUCUCGUCAUGUUCGAGAGUAAUGUGUUGACAGGCACUUUAUUUUGAAGCUGGAUUUUAUCGAAUUUAGUGAACUAGUUGGUGUCAAUUCACGAGAGUAAUCUGGUAUUAGGUUUAAGCGAUUUUUAGUGACACGAUGAACACACAGGGAUUAAUUGGCGUUCUCCUCGUCGUCUUCUUAGCAAAAGGGAGUGACUCCUCAGGAUGUGGAUACCCGGGUGCACCGGCUCACAGUACCAUCCGUUUCACCGACGGUGGCCUCGACGAAGUGCUCGAUGAAGAGGAGGCCUUGAUCAAGGAUACAACAUUUCCAAUUGGUGCUGUUGCCAUUUAUUCCUGUGAGAGGGGCUUCGAAUUGCUCGGUCCAGCGAGACGUCGGUGUCAAAGCGAUGGCACCUGGACCCCCGAGGGUGUACCAUUCUGCGUGCUGAACGUGGCAGGUGGAAAGGCACCGAUGCAGAGUACAAGUGCUGAAAAUGGAAUACCACAACGUGCUGUUGAUGGUAGCAGUGGACAGGUCUAUAGCCCGCAAACGUGUACGUUGACGAGGCCCGAGAUGAGACCCUGGUGGUACGUCAAUCUACUCGAGCCCUACAUGGUACAGCUCGUGAGGCUGGAUUUUGGCAAGGCCUGCUGCGAUGGGGCACCUGGUACGAUUGUUGUCCGAGUUGGAAAUAAUCGGCCCGAUUUGGGGACCAACCCAAUUUGUAACAGAUUCACUGGACCACUUGAAGAGGGACAACCGCUUUUUUUGCCGUGCAAUCCUCCCAUGCCCGGUGCAUUCGUUUCAGUUCAUCUGGAAUCCGCUGCCACCACACCAGCACCAGUUCAAUUGUCCCUCUGCGAGGCUUUCGUUUAUACUGAUCAGGCACUUCCAAUCGAAAGAUGUCCACAAUUCAGAGAUCAACCGCCGGGUUCCACCGCGACCUAUAAUGGAAAAUGUUACAUAUUUUACAACCGCCAGCCACUUCAGUUCCGUGAAGCUUUAUCAUUCUGUCGUGCACGAGGUGGUACACUGGUUGACGAAAGUAACCCAGCACUUCAGGGCUUCAUUUCCUGGGAAUUAUGGAGGCGACACAGAAGUGACACAUCGAGUCAAUAUUGGAUGGGCGCGGUGAGAGACCCGAAGGAUAAAACCGUUUGGAGGUGGACCGGAAGUGGUGAUGAGGUGUCAGUAUCAUUCUGGAGUCUUCCUCACGGGACUGAGGAGGAGUGUGCGAGAUAUGACGGCAGCAGAGGAUGGCUGUGGUCCGAAACUCCGUGCAGCUCUCGACUCAAUUACAUCUGCCAGCAUCAGCCAAGGGCUUGUGGACGUCCCGAGCAGCCACCAAACUCAACGAUGAUGGUCACCAAUGCACUAGAUGAUCCAGUCAACAAUUAUCAAGUUGGUGCGACCGUCUCGUAUAGCUGUAAUUCAGGAAGUCUGUUGAUCGGCCCAUCAACACGCACCUGUUUAGACACCGGUUUUUAUAAUGAAUUCCCACCUGUUUGCAAGAGUAUUGAGUGUGGAUACCCGGCUAGCAUUAAACACGGAGAGUACACGCUCAUUAAUAAUACUGUCAUUUUUCUGAGUCAAGUACUUUACUCCUGUGAGGAUGGUUAUGAAAUGACUGGUCGUGCCAGGCUCACCUGUGACAUCGACGAGCGUUGGAACGGACCUCCACCUCGCUGUGAACCCAUUCGCUGCGAUUCUCCUCCAACCGUGUCCCACAGCACGAUUCAACUCGAUGAAAUUGAUGUUGAGGAGAAUUUAGUGAGAAGUACAAACCGCAGCCUUUUAGUUGGCAGUGUCGUUAUUUAUACUUGUGAAAAGGGGUAUAAAUUGACUGGACACAGGCAGAUUUUGUGCUUGCCUACUGGAUUGUACGAUCACGCUGCACCAACAUGCACAGAAGAACCUAAAGUAACAUCAGGAAUUCUUCCAAAAGUCACUCUGAGACCGAUAAGCACCAGAGGCAAGCCUGUUUUUCCGACGAGAAUACGUUCGACGACGACGCCAUUGCCUCCCUCCACCGUAGACCAAGAAUCAAACCCAACCCGAAGAUAUCCUCAUACUCCAGAGGUUCCAGCAACAAUAAGGGAGACAAUUCACAAGAGACCGUCGAUAGCCCUCCAGAAGCCUGCGUCACCCUCUGAUGAAGUUUCCGACCAAUUCCCAGAUACUCAUCCCCAGGACAAUGAGAUCUCUGGCAGCUCAGUGGAUAAUGCAAGGGCUAAAAUCAACACUGGAGUGCCAGAACCCACUGGACCCUUCCGGGUAGAUCGCUCAGACGCCCCCACACAUCAAGCUAAACUCAAUCUCGGUGCUGUCAUCGCCCUGGGUGUUUUCGGUGCGUUUGUCUUCCUCGCAGCAGUCAUCACAACCGUUGUAAUACUCAUCCGAAGAACGAGAGGAAGAAGCAAACAUUAUCGCCAUCGAGCCUCUCCCGAUUGCAAUACAGUAGCUAGCUUUGACAGCAGCUCAUCGGAGUCCAGAGGGGGCUUGAAUAGAUAUUACAGGCAGGCUUGGGAGAAUUUGCACGAGACAGCUGGCCAAAAGGGCAACCAUCCACCAUUGAGACGUAAAGAGACCCUAGAUGAGCCGAGCUAUCGUGACAAUUAUCGCGGUGAAAAUGCUCCGGAGGUUGACGAGAAUGCCAAUGGUUUUUCGGGAAGCAAACACACAGGGGAUAAGAAAAGGCACCAUCACCAUCACCACCAUCACCACAGCAGUGGCAAUGAGUGGCGACAAUCCCAGUCUCAUCACAGAUACUGAGGUUCACUUAUUACUCGUUUUCCAUGACUUGGAACGAUGUUGAAGACAAUUCAUUCGUGUAAUAACAAUAUUACAUUAUUCUUCCUAAUUUUUAUAUUCUUUUGUAAAUAACUGUAAUUCGUUUUACGGUUCGUAACGGGCGCCGAUCCGUUCGAUGGAACAUGCCAAAAAGAGAGAGACACACUCUAGAUAAUAUAUUAUAUAUACUUGAUUAUGGUAAUUCGAUCUAUUCGGAUUCUUCAACUGAUUGACUAUUUUUUUAAUUCUUGUCCGUUGAAUUGGUAAUUAAUUCGUAAUGAACGCCUUGGCCUCACCUUAUUGCGAGUCUGAGGGACUCAAGGAAUGGCUGACGUUGUUCAUUCGUAUAUGAUUUGAAAUUAUUCGUCAUUUAGGUACUGAUACUCUAUUUUUCUCCUCUCCAUGACGACUGAAUUUUCGUGAGAAUAAUUCAUUCAGUUACAACUCUUUCAAUUCUUUCGACUAUUGUUUUAUUUUCUCGUAGGAGUGCCAUUAUUCGGCAGUUUCAUCCUGUUUAAUUAGGUGUAAUUAUUCGAAUUUACCCCGGGCGUGGAACGAACGUUUGGAGAAUCAUCUAUGUUAACGUAUAUGUACUCACGUACUCACGUACAUAAGAUAUGUUCCUUGUAUCUAUUAUAAAAAGUGAAUAAUAUACGCAAUAAUAA